Molecule: messenger RNA, 417 nt
Organism: Tremella mesenterica DSM 1558
Lineage: Eukaryota; Fungi; Basidiomycota; Tremellomycetes; Tremellales; Tremellaceae
Exons: 2
Coding region: 1-417 (138 amino acids)
Source: RefSeq, a predicted model, not a curated record
AUGUCUCAACCAAUUGACCCCCAAGAUACUAAUUCGAUCCCCUCCAAAGGCGAGGAUAGCAAGUUUCUCCCCUCUCAGUCCUCUACGGUUGCCAUCACUCUACCAGCGCUAUUUGAGAUAGCCAAUAUCCCAACCCUGAGAGGAGCUAUGGCUUUAAGCCUGGAUGGGCACCAAUCUGUAGCCCCUUGGCAAGCGACAGGAUGGUCGAAUGGCGGCGCCAUGGCAAGUAAUGCCCUGGUUCCUAGUCGGACGGGGCAUGGCAGGGCAAGGCUAGGUGAUUUAUUUGGUAGUUGGAUCAUGACGGAUGUGUUAGGUGGAUGCAUGAUUGUUCCGUAUGGUGAUAGUUUCUUUGAUGCCCGUUCUAAGAUUACUACUUUCAUCUCUUCACAAUGUACCGUCAAAGGUCAUGAACCAUGA